AUGCGAUUCGGUGGUGGUGGGCGUCGAAGGAGGGCUUCUGGCAGCAGCGACGACGACGACGACGCAGCAUCCGACGGAUCCGCUUCGUAUCGCCAGCACAAGGAGAAGGAGGAGUGGAAGUGGGCGCAGGCGUUGGCCAGGUAUUCGCAAAUUUACAAUAUCCGGGACGUUUUGCAACUAGGACACUUCACACCAUUCAUUUUGGUCCCAAACUCCUCAACUACCCUCGUUCUUUCCUUUGUUGGCAAAAAAAAAAGAGUUUUUGCGCUCAAUUUUAUCCCAUAAAAGCCGCGAUUGGCGCACACUUAUCACUGUCCUGCUACCACAGGUUUCCCUUGGGCUGCAUAGCGCAGUGGUAGCUCUUUUGCCUGUCACCCACAAAGUCGCAAGUUCGAUUCCCCGGCUGGUCAGAACACUUUUGCUAUUUCGCAACCACACCAUUUAUUUAGUCCCAAACUCCAAACUCCUUUCAAAGAAUUCGGUCGAUCCUCACUGCCACGUCAUAAAAAGCGCUCAAUCCUGAAAAUUGUCGUUUUUGUGGUUCGAUGAUACUUUGUCAAACCCACACGACACUUUGUUGGUUGCGAAAUGGCUCAUGUCUCAAACGUGGCAUCAAGGCAUCACUGAAAACCGCGUGUUGGUGUUUCAACACCUAGCUAGAUUUUCGCGUCUGGCGGGUGAGGUGAGCCAUGCAAAAAGGUGCUCGCGGAGUAAGAGUUCACCACGUCAUCUCAUCCUCUCGCACUUUUCUCAUACACACUCCCCUCACCGCGUCUCCUUUUCAAUUUCGCUCAUUUAUGGAGCCUCGUGCCGGCUCAGACUCAUCUCUCCUCAUUUCCAUCCCAUCGCCCGAUCCAUUUCUAUCUAUUAGUCUGCUCACCGAGCUGAGCUCUCCCCCCACUGGCUCCGCCCCUUUUGCUCCGACUUCAUCUCGUGUCAUUCCACUUUUCGCUACACUUAUUAUUAUAAUCUCACUCUCUCUCCAUCUCUCACUUUUUCAUUUUCGAUCUUUAGUGAGAGAUUAGCAUUCUAUUCGUAUUAUUGUCAGGACGGACACGAAAAUAAGUGUGUGAGCGUGUAGCGAAAUGGCAGCGAAAUGAUCGACAGUUUGAUCAGGUAACGCAGGAAAAGUUGAAGAGUUGAAAGAGUUGAACGAGACAAAAUUUCGAGUCGAUUAGUGUUGAUUUUGCGCCAAACGUCACCAAGUACACAGAAAUGAGCGUCUAGACGUGCUGAGCCGACGAAUUGUCCUCAUCGGAGCUUGAGCGUGCAAAUUUGACGCAUUUUGAGCGCAAAAAAACAAGUAUUAUCGUCUCAUCCCUUCCCCCUAGCUACAGUAACCCUGGGCUGUCGUGAGGUGUGAUGUUUGGUAGGGUAGGGCCAACAGCACUCACGUCUUCUUUUUUAAAUCUGGCUAAUCUGAUAUCAUUGCACACAUUUCCGCGGAUGAGAGCGCAAACUUUGAGCGAAUAGGAUUACUGUAGUUUUGUGUCGUCAAAUCUAAUGCACAAGCUACUUUGUUUCAGACGUCUGGAACAAGUGUUGAAUGUGCAUCCGGAAAAGUAUCAGAAUGGGUGCAACAGCCAACGGGUCAGCCGUCAAUCUUCGCCCGAUCAACUGGCUCCGAUACGCAGCCAAAGUGCGGAUUACGGGUGAGUAUGUGAGGCUACAGUAACCCUGUAGGAUCGAUUUGUGUAACUGCUACCGUAAUCCUUCCCAUAACUCACAUUCAGUUUAGUCAGAUUCAUGAAUAAUGCAAAGAAAGAUCAGUGACCAACUCAUUACCCAUUCCCGCCAAACCCGACUCCCAAUAUAUUUUUCUGAUAACAUUUCUGUAAACUGAACUUGAGACGAGUUCAAGGCAAGUCGAAGGGCUACAGUACCCCAGAGAAUGGUCGUAGAAAAAGGUGAUCAACUACAAAAUCAAGUACUAGGUGUCAACGAUGUGCUCAACAAUUUUUGGAGCUCAAGCACCACUACCGGCUCUACAGUACCCCCCGCAAAGUUGUACAACUCCAGCUUUUGGAGAGGCCCGAAAAAUCUAGAUUUUCCCGCUCAAAAGUGGACCCCCAUUAGUCAUUCCAACUAUUGUUCUUCUCCCUGUUUCUCUGUUUUCUGUGUGUGACAGCCAAUUAAAGUGUGAGCCUUCUCUGGAAGAGUUCUUUGCCUUUUUUGCCCUCAGCUCAUGCUUUUUCGUAUGCUCGCCUCAUUUUCCACUAUUUCCAUUGGAAAAAACUGAACAAAACCUCAUUAUUUCUGUGCAGAAUUGCAAAUUUUAGACGGCGAAGAAUUGGAGAAGGGGAGGAGGAUGUCAAAAAAGAGAAAUUUGGUAUUCCUAUUCCUAUUCCUAGUCCCCAGUCCCCCCGUUUACCAAUUUUUUGAUGGAGAAAAAAGUAAAAGUGCGGAAGUGGAAGCGGAAAUCCGAGAGAAUCUACAUCAAACAACUCUUUUUUGUCUUUAUGUGCAAACUUUCUCGUUUUAAAGCACUUUUGAAGCGAUUCUGAAGCUUGCAACGCGUUUGAUGCCUUUCUAAAAGACAAUGUUUAGUUAAAGACCUGUAACUUGAGAACUAGGCAUUUUCGGAUAAAAUUGUCAACUACAAAGUUGUUGAGCAUAAAAUUUGCAACAACUUUUCUGUUUACAAUGUUUUGUGAUAAUUAUUUGUUCUUGAGAUAUACGCUUUAGAAGUUGACUAUUGCAAAAUUUGAGUUUUCACUUACCGAGCGACUUACUUUUUAGAAAUCGGCUCAUAACUUGAGAAUUAGAAACUUCCAGUUAAAACGGUCAACUACAAAGUUGUUGAGCAUAAAAUUUGCAACAACUUUUCAGUUGACAAGUUUUAGAAAUGAACAAUAGUUAUUGAGAUAUAGGUCAUCAAAGAAAAGGCAAUUUUUUGAAGCUCCAGAAUCUUCUAAAACUUCCGUUUCCCCUUCUAUUUUUUCUCCAGAUUCUCUUAUGGUUCCCCUAUAAUUCGAAAGCUGAAAAGGAAGAGAAAAUGUGGCGAUUCAAUCGAAUCAGAAGGUAAUCUCUACGAAUCUCUCGAUGCUCAUCUAGAAAAGGAGAGCAAAAAAGAAGGGAGAAGCCAUAAAUUGUAGUGGAAAUUAAUGAGAUUCUUGUCGGCUCUCCCCUGGGGACAAUUUUGGAGUGUUUAUUGCAAAAAUGGGAUUAUACAAUCGAGGAAUAUGAGGAAAAAACUAGUCUCACACCUUUUUUGGUGCUUUGACGCAAAUUUUGUUCUCCGAUCUCGUGACGUGAUGACGUAACCAUGGAGAAUGUGAGGAACCCUCCCAAAUGUGUCAUUUUUCGAUUUCCCGCCCAAAAACUUUGUUCUAGAAAGGAUUUAGAAAGAGUUUUUCGAUUUGCGCUCAAUUUUAUCCCUAAAAGCCGCGAUUGGCGCGCACUUAUCACCGCCCUGCUACCACCAAUUCUUGUAGGGCUGCAUGGCGCAGUGGUAGCUUUUUUGCCUCUCACUCGCCAAUCCAAAAGGCCACAAGUUCGAUUCCCCGGCUGGUCAAAACACUUUUGCCCCGGUCAGAUCACCUCAUUUUCAAGUGGAACAUUGAGAAAUGCCCCCAGCUCAUUCAUCAUUUGGGACGAGAAGAGAUUAGGGGGAAAGAGUUUGGAUAUUAUGAAAAGAGUGCGACUAUUACGAAAUGAGAGGGGUGGGAGGGGGGUCCGACGAGGAAAUUCUGAAGGAAGCGGGGGUGUCACCUGUUCGCGACUCUUUCUUCCUCUCUCUCUCUCUCUCUAUCUUCCUCCUGGAUCCUCUUACAUCAAUUCUCGGGUCAUGAACAUUUACUCUUCCUCUUCUUCUUCUUCUUCUUCUUCUUCUUCCUCUCUUUGAGCCGACAAUCAUAUUUUUGACGAUUCUCGUGAUAAAUGCUCAUAGUUUGUGACUCAUUGCCUUCGAAUUCGGCUUUUUUCUGGUUAUUUUGGCCCAAUUUCUACGAAUUUUGCCGACUUUUACCACUGAAUUCGUUUUUCCCUGUCCAACCCACUUUUUUCCGAUUUUUUUGACCCCUAGCCCAACUUUUUUCGCUCUCUUCUCACAACAAUCUGUGCGAGAGAGAGAGAGAGAGAGAGAGAAAGAAGAAGUAAAAAAGCCAAAGUGAAAGGACGAGGUGGGGAGGUUUUUAAUGUCGCUCCAGAUGUCCCUCACACGCCCAUUUUUUAUGACUUUGAAGUUAACGCGAAGAGGAAAGAAAAUAUGUGGUGGAGGACGUUUUGAAGGGUUUCGUGUGUUGUUUUUACAACCUUUUCCCCCUUUUUCCAAAUUUUUGCGUAUUUGCAGAAGAGCCGCCGCCGAAAUGGCCGGGAACGAGGAGGCGAAAGGAAUGCUACUUCGAAACGGCGGCGAUGACAUCCGAGCUCAUCCGAGCCCCCAACGCGGUACGCCGGACAGUUCGAGCACGUAAGUCGGCAUGGCCUAGAAAAUUCUAGGCCACCAACCCGCUCCUCUUCCGUUUGCAGCCAACCGCAAACGCAUUCGGAGGCGAUCGUCACGAUCAACGUGUCCGGACUUCGGUUUCAGACGUUCGAGAGCACGCUGGCCAGGUAUACUGUACUUGCCUCGGAUAUUGUAAACUUGAAGAGUUGUAUUAUAGGUAUCCGAAUUCGUUGCUCGGCGAUCCAUCGAAACGACAACACUUUUUCGUGCCCGACACCAACGAAUACUUUUUCGAUCGGCAUCGAACGACGUGAGCUCUUUUUUUGUUGCAAUAAUCCUACUGUAGCUUCAUUUUCCCCCUCUCGAACCCGUCUUCUCCUACAGUAACCCCCGUAGGAAUACUGUAGCUCCAGAAGCACACAAAAAACGCGUCCGAUUGUAGCUGUUCCUCGUACAACUUUGAAAUUCGGAACCAUCUGUAAGCCACGCCCACUGUCUUUUUUUUUUGGUAGCUUGUUUGGCUUUUCGUCCUCGUUUUUCCCUAUGUGAUCACCGGAAGACCAGCUUCUAAUCUGUCUCUGGCGACUUACAGUAACCCCGCGCGCGCGCAGAGUACUGUAGAUAUGAUAUUUUCAGAUUCGAAUCGAUAUUGUACAUUUACCAAAGUCAUGGCCGUGUGAAACGACCCGAGAUAGUGCCGAUCGACACGUUUUUGAGGGAAAUGCGCUUCUAUCAAGUGAGUUUUCGAGUUUUUUGUCUAAAACUUUUGAAAUUACGUUUUCAGAUGGGCGAUGAGCUUCUGGAAGAGUUCUGGAUAGCCGAAGGAUAUGAGAAACCGAAAGAAGUGCAAAUGCCGGCGAACAAAACGCAACGGAAAAUAUGGGAAUUGAUGGAGUACCCGGACAGUUCGCUUUCCGCCAGGAUUAUCGCUUUCAUCUCGAUUACCGUCAUUGCGUUGUGAGUUUUUCCGGUCCAAAAUUUCAAGAUGAACAACUUUGUAGUUGACAGUUUUUCACGAUUUUGUCUGCGCGCCGAGAUAUUGCCAUUUUUUCACACUCAUGUAAGAUGCUGCUUUUGGAAAACGAUAAUAUCUCAGUCCACAGACGGAUUCAUGAAAUAUUGUCAAUUACAAAGUUGUAGAGCUUGAAAUUGUCUAUCGAAUCGUUUUUAAAACGUCAAAAAAUGUUGAAAAUGCACAAAGAUACGGUAGCGCAAUCAAAGUUUAUCACUGCGAGACCGUUUUUGCAGAUCAAUAAUAUCGUUUUGCUGGGAAACGGUGCCUUCGGACCCCGAAAAAGCAGUCAACGCUUCCACCGGCGAGCUGAUCGAAGAGCUGGAGGAGAAGUCGUUCUCGCCCUUCUUCUGGAUCGAGCUGAUGUGUAUUCUUUGGUUUACCAUCGGUACGGACCUCAAAUAUUGUCCAUCAACACUUUUUUUUUCUUGCAGAAUUGAUCCUUCGGUUCAUCUCGUGUCCGUGCAAAGUCACCUUCGCCACUUCCGUCCUAAAUAUCAUCGAUUUCGUGGCGAUUGCUCCGUUCUUCGUCAACUUUUUCUUGUAACACCAAUUUCGGAUUGCCAAAAAACUAAUUCCGCUCAAAUUUCAGAGCCGACACGAACAAAUCCAACUCGUCAAUGUCGUUUGCGGUGCUCCGCGUGCUCCGACUGGUCCGCGUCUUUCGCGUCUUCAAAUUGAGCCGGUACUUUUUGCAGUUUUGAAUCGAAAAACACAAGCAAUAUUUCUUUGCACAGACACUCGGUGGGCCUUCAGAUUCUCGGAAAGACGUUCCGCUCGUCGGUCCAAGAAUUCUGUCUUUUGAUCUUUUUCAUGGCGAUCGCGUUGGUUUUGUUCGCCUCCGGAAUGUAUUUUGCCGAGCAGGGAGAGCCCAAUUCAAAGUUCACCUCGAUUCCCGCCAGCUUCUGGUUUGUGCUGGUAAGUGAAGAAAAAGGCGACGAGCCGUUUCGCAACCGGACAUUUGGCAACCGGCACAAAAUCAUCGAGAUUCAGUUGCAAAGUGUCCAGUUGCAAAAAGUUUGAGAAAUCAAAAAGUUUGAGAAGAGAAAUGCAAAUUUGCAGGUGACAAUGACAACAGUCGGGUAAGCAUAAUAUAUAUUAGUGUCGUUUUCGAGUGCGGUUCUCUUUGGGUCCGUCCCGUGUUGUUGUGAUUUCCUCGUUUUUCUCUCCACGCUUUCCCCUCCCCAAAACAGUCCGUUUUUGCAGGUACGGCGACCUGGUCCCGUUGAGUCCGUUCGGUAAAGUCGUCGGCGGAAUGUGCGCGCUCAUCGGUGUCCUCACUUUGGCCCUUCCCGUCCCCAUUAUUGUCAGUUUUUUUUUUUUUGGCUCAUGACUCCCAAUCUUUGUCGUUGUUGUCAAACCACGAACAAUUCGGAUAAUUUUGAAAGACGACCUUGGUUGAUAUCCGUGCUUUUUUUCUAUUCUACGAUUUCUGUGGAGUAUUGUGGCAUGAGAAAAAAGUAUCUUUUUUAGAAAAUUUUUUCAUGGAAUGUGAUCAACUGACGAAAUGUAGAGCAAAGUGAACUCUGCUCAUAGAAAAAUAAUUGUAAAUUUAGCGUUUCAUACAAAAAAGUUAUUCGAGUUGUUGCGUGAAAAAAGGCGGCUAACGGGGAAGACGGAAGGAAUAACUUUUUUGUAUGAAACGCUAAAUUCACAAUUAUUUUUCUAUGAGCACAGUUCACUUUGCUCUACAUUUCGUCAGUUGAUCACAUUGCAUGAAAAAAUUUUCUAAAAAAGAUAUAAAAAUUCUUCCGCUCAACUCUGCUGUAUUACUAGAAUAAUGCAUAACCAGCUCAAUUUGGGGUUUAUUGGGGCUCCGAAUGAGCAUUAUUUGGCGGACACUGCCACUUUUUUCGAGUGCCGCGGCAUCUUUUAUCCUAAAAAAGCGAAUUAUUUGCAGGUGGCCAAUUUCAAGCACUUCUACCGUCAGGAGAACCGUCUGGCCUCGAUGAAGAGCUCGUCGAAAGGCGGCGGCGGCGGAGGCGGCGACGAGGACGAGAUGCUCGCGUGA
Messenger RNA from Caenorhabditis sp. 36 PRJEB53466, 7410 nucleotides. NCBI's taxonomy places the organism in Eukaryota, Metazoa, Nematoda, Chromadorea, Rhabditida, Rhabditidae. The record is from the annotation of a GenBank genome assembly.